Peromyscus leucopus (white-footed mouse) is the source of this 1857-nucleotide messenger RNA. It is a transcript of the gene Gkap1, whose product is annotated as G kinase anchoring protein 1. Gene Ontology annotation, biological process: signal transduction. Gene Ontology annotation, cellular component: Golgi apparatus. Bases 489 to 1589 code for a protein of 366 amino acids. NCBI's taxonomy places the organism in Eukaryota, Metazoa, Chordata, Mammalia, Rodentia, Cricetidae. The transcript has 13 exons. The record is from RefSeq and is a predicted model, not a curated record.
GGCCAGUUCCAGAAGCCUCCUCCCUCACGCUGCCCCACGGAUGCACGCCGUCCUCCUGUGCAGUGCUCUGUAUUUUCCCACCAGGCCCCUACGGUGGUCCGGCGUUUUCCACAGUUUCAGCUCUGCUUCGCUCCUUUCUCCGUGAGGGCGAGGAUAACUUCAACGCCUCCCGGUGUCCCCGCAGCAUCCUACCCGUGGAAGUGACUUGUGUGGGACAGCGUCAGGGCAGUGCAGCGCCGUUCCGCUCUGCCGCUGGCUGCCGGGAUUGGGCUUGGACGCCGCGUCUCGGCUGCAGCUGGGGCUCGCCCACCCCGCGCUCUUUCUCCGGGUACUUCGCGAACAAGUUUUGGAGCACCCGGAACCGCUCGUGCGUGAGAUUUGGCUUUGGGUCCCGAAGGAGGGAGAGCGAGGGGACGGCCACACCGGCCUCCUCCCGGCACCAGAGGAGUUACUGUUGACAUAAGAGUUUUAAAAAACAGUUCUGAACCAUGGCUUCAGCAGUCCUUAGCUCUGUUCUCACUACUGCCUCUCGAUUUGCCCUGUUACAAGUUGAUAGUGGCAGUGGUUCUGAUUCUGAGCCUGGAAAAGGCAAAGGCCGGAAUAAUGGGAAGUCUCAAACUUUGGGAAACAAAUCAACCACAAAUGAAAAAAAGAGAGAGAAACGAAGAAAAAAGAAGGAACAGCAGCAGAGUGAAGCAAAUGAGCUCAGGAAUCUUGCUUUUAAGAAAAUUCCCCAGAAAUCCUCCCAUGCCAUUUGCAGUGUUCAACAUGAGCUUCCAUUGCCAAACCCAGCACAGAAGGAGUCUCGGGAAGAGAACUGGCAAGAGUGGAGACAGAGAGACGAGCAGCUGACAUCUGAAAUGUUUGAAGCUGAUCUUGAGAAGGCGUUGUUGCUGAGCAAAUUAGAAUAUGAAGAGCACAAACAGGAUUAUGAAAAUGCUGAAAAUGCUUCAACUCAGUCAAAAGUUAUAAAUAAAAAAGAUAAAAGAAAGAACCAGCAGGGGAAAGACAAACCUCUCACAGUGUCACUAAAAGAUUUUCAGUGUGAAGAUCAUAUUAGUAAGAAGGCAGAGGAAUUGAAUUCUUCUCAGACUUCAUCACACGAUGGGGGAUUCUUCAAUAGACUGGAAGAUGAUGUUCAUAAGAUUCUUACUAGAGAAAAAAGAAGAGAACAACUUACAGAACAUAACGGAACAGAUAAUUGUCCCGCUCCGGAGCACAACCAGGAAGUGGGUCUAAAAGAUGGAAGAAUUGAAAGACUAAAGUUAGAACUUGAAAGGAAGGAUGCUGAAAUUCAGAAGCUCAAAGCUGUGAUCACCCAGUGGGAGACAAAGUAUAAAGAAGUAAAAGCAAGAAAUGGACAAUUAUUAAAAAUGCUUCAGGAAGGAGAAAUGAAAGACAAGGCCGAGAUACUCCUGCAAGUGGAUGAAUCACAGAGCAUCAAGAAUGAGCUGACGGUCCAGGUGACUUCACUUCAUGCCGCAUUGGAACAGGAAAGAUCUAAAGUGAAAGUAUUACAAGCAGAAUUAGCCAAAUACCAGGGCGGCAGAAAAGGGAAAAGGAACCCUGAGUCUGACCAGUGUAGGUGAUUACGGCAGCCUUGGAGGUCAACACACAGAUUUUUCAGAAUUCUGCAAAAAAUGUGUAUAUUUAAUGCUGUAUAACUGCUAAACUGCAGUUUUUGUUGAAGGAACUAAAAGUAACUAGCUCACUCAUAGUCUACAAUUUUAUGUUCUUUUGGCUUAAAGUUAAAAGAAAAUAUAGAAUACCAGCAGAACUUGAUUAUUGUUUUCUGUCCAAACUUCUUAUGACUUUAGUUUUUCAUCAGUCAAUAAAAUUAAUUUACUCUUCCACUAA